CAUCGUUGCCGUCGUGGGCAGCCGACCCCAUACAGGUCGCUCCCUGGUGCGUGGGAGUCAGAGGCCGGAAGAAGAUCCACGCCGUGCUAAAAGGGCACUCGUGCUGGGGUCUGAACAGCUACCAGAGUGAUAAGUAGUUGCCGGCUUGCCCCCCUCUUUUUCAAUACGGACAGAAAGGGGGAGGUGACAUUGCAAGCCGAAGUGAACUGGCCGCACCCGAGAUCUCCCCCACAACCCUAUUCUUCUUACCCCGGAUUUGGACUCCACAUCCCUUGACAGUCCACGUCGAUCAUUUGGCCUCUGACAUCUGCACGAGCCACGAGCCAAGUGAGGGGCCCAGCCCGCAGCUUAUAAGGAGCUUGGCCAGGAGGAUCUCCUCAGUGUCCCCACCCGCUACAUUACUCACCCGACAAUUGUGAGGAGACGACAUCACUUUAUGGCGACCAGAGACCCUAAAUCCUCGGUGGGGACGGUGCAGAAGAUUAUGGAUGAGGAUAAUCAUCCUCAUCGUUCGUUGGGCCAUGUUCGCCUGCGCCAUCAUGAAACCAACGAGGUUAUUCUGGUCCCUACUCCGUCGGAUGACCCAAACGAUCCACUACGAUGGUCUACCUCGUACAAGAUUUAUAUUGCCAUUCUUGUCUCUCUCGCUAUGGUGAUGUGCAACUUCAUGUCUGCCGGUCCGACCGUCGCUAUGGUGGAUGUCGCGGCAGAUUUCAACUCGAGUGUGUCUCGCGCAGCCUACUUUUUUAACAACAGUGCGCUGCUGCAGGGCGUCUCCAACUUGAUUUGGGUUCCACUCCUCAACAAGUACGGUCGGCGGCCCAUCUACAUAUCAGCAUACCUGCUCUAUUUCUUCAUGAUCUUGGGAGCCGGGCUGGCAAAGACCUAUGCCGGUGAGCUCACCACCCGUACCAUCCUGGGUGUCGGUGCAGGGGCAGGAGAGUGUCUGGCCCCGGUCACCAUUGCCGAUGUCUUCUAUCUCCACCAGCGCGGUUAUGGCAUGGCAAUCUACAACUCCGCCUUGAGCGCGGGUGUCUCCUUUGGCAUCAUCAUCUCUGGCCUGGUGACGAUCAACCACUCCUGGCGUGUGAUAUACUGGGUCGGCUGCGCACUUGUUGGUACUCUGUGGAUUGUGGUUGUCUUCUUCUUCCCCGAGACCGCAUUUCGUCGAACCGAUAAUGCGGAUGAUGUUUACAACACGCAGAAGCAUGCCGAGCAUGUCGAGUCCCGGGGAGAAGAGAGACUUUCCCGCAGACAGAGCUAUCUGCAGAGUCUGCGCUUUUGGUCCGGUCACACAUACACAGACGAAUCCCUAUGGCGGAUGUUCAUCCGACCUUUCGGUCUCAUUCUGCUGCCUCCGAUCUUCUGGGCCACCAUCGUCAUGUCCGUGACAAUCGGCUUCCUCGUGGCGGUCACAUCAAACUUUGCCACUGCUUUUAGCGAAACGUAUGGGUUUGCUGCCUGGCAGAGUGGAUUGUGCUUCAUUGCCGGCAUGCUGGGCUGUUUCUUCGGUACCUUUGCGGGAGGGCCCUUUUCUGACUGGGUGGCCGACUAUCUCACCAAGCGCAACGGUGGUAUUCGAGAGCCGGAAAUGCGUCUGCCCGCUAUUAUCCCGAGUGUGAUUGCUGCACCACUGGCGCUGCUGUUGUACGGCUUUGGAAUCGAUCGCGCCUGGCAUUGGAUUGUGCCCACCAUUGGCCUAGGCUUAUUAUCAUUUGCCAUCAGUCAAGGGACAAAUGUCUCGUUCGUGUAUUGCGUUGACGCUUACCGACCGGUGGCUGGUGAAGUCGCCGUCACUCAGCUGGCUUUCAAAUCCUGCUUCGGGUUCCUGCUAUCUUUCUAUACCAACCCCUGGAUUGCCGAAUCAGGCUAUGCGGCCGCCUUUGGCGCCAUGGCGGGCAUUUCGGGAGGCUGUCUGCUGUUCUUUAUCCCGUUGUAUUUGUGGGGACGGCAUAUUCGCAUGGCAUCGAUGAAGUGGCCCUUCGUCCAAUUUGUGUUCUGGAAGGAUGAUCGGGAGGUUGGGGAGUAGUGUGCAAGAUGGGGGAAAGAUGAGGAGUGAAAAUAGCCUUCCUUUGCUUUCAAACGGAUGGAGCAGUUGUAGCGCCUU
Messenger RNA from Aspergillus vadensis CBS 113365, 2107 nucleotides. RefSeq names its product putative MFS transporter. The transcript is spliced from 5 exons. The record is from RefSeq and is a predicted model, not a curated record. NCBI's taxonomy places the organism in Eukaryota, Fungi, Ascomycota, Eurotiomycetes, Eurotiales, Aspergillaceae. Bases 437 to 2029 code for a protein of 530 amino acids. Gene Ontology annotation, molecular function: transmembrane transporter activity. Gene Ontology annotation, biological process: transmembrane transport.